AUAAACCUAUUUUACGAUUUUGCGUUUGAUUUUGAACACCCCCGGUACUGCUACUACUGCUGAAGUAGUCAUUAUUACCUUGUGCAGUAUUUACAUAGGCUAGUCCGCACUCUUCUAAAACCGAAUUUGCUUCUCACACUUGUUACUCCCGAACUCGUUGAAGAAUGAGAACCAAAUCUAUAGUUGCAGCGGGUUUCUUCGUGCUGCUGUUGAUCCUUACGGCGUCGCAUGGCUUCCAAUCUGACGAACUUGUGGUGGACGAUGAAGAGUUUGGUCUGGAAGGUGGAAUCCGAUCCCAAUCCCGUUCCUCCAAUCCAAAUAACGUCAAACCUUCUUCCGUUCAGUCGACCCGGAAGAGAUCCGUACCCGAUUCAGAUUCAAAGAUCCAAUUCACUCUUGAACAUGCUUUCGGUGAUUCCGACUUCUCCCCUGCCGGCACCUUCACUGCUCGCCUCAAAUCUUCUUCCCAUGGCUCCCAGACGCAAACGCUGACAAAGCUUCGCUUCUCCAGAAAUGCUUUUACUGGAACAGAGAAGGAGGAUUUCAAAAAACUCUUGAAAAGUGAUGACUUUUACAGAAUAAGAGUACCAUCCAAUGUAUUGAACCUUCCUGGCAGAGAAUACGUUGUUUCCUCGGUGAAAGCAAGGUGUCUUCCUCGGGAUGGUUUGGAAGAGCACUUUGUCAUACAUAUGGAUGGUGUGAAUAUUUUGGCUGUUAAUUAUGGUUCCCCUGGUGCAUGCCAGUACCCUCGUCAAUUGAAGUUUGAUCCGAAGUAUCGGCCUUAUUGGGUAGAAUGCCUUCCGCUGUGGGUUAUCAACCGACGAAGGGAGGAUCACAUAAGACCAUAUAAGGAGAUCACUUAUCCCUUUUUCAUCCGAUCUGAUGUGGGAUUCUUCAACAGAUACCAUCCCAUACAGGAGCCUGCGAAAUGGUCCUUUAACUCGCAUACAGUCCUAAAACCUACUGAGCAGGCACCCAGGCAAGUCACUGUAAUUUUUUAUUUUCCUUAUUUUUUUGACAUUGUAUCCUCCUUUUGCAUAAAACAAGUUACAAGUGGUAACAAAUCAACUUAGGUAAGUAGAUUAUCA
Messenger RNA from Lycium ferocissimum, 1088 nucleotides. RefSeq lists its product as uncharacterized. The transcript is spliced from 7 exons. Lineage: Eukaryota; Viridiplantae; Streptophyta; Magnoliopsida; Solanales; Solanaceae. Bases 165 to 1073 code for a protein of 302 amino acids. The record is from RefSeq and is a predicted model, not a curated record.